UCUUGGUCUUCGGUUCUCACAUUUUGAAAUUAUUAUCGUCAACUUCGGGGUUUUUAACUUUGUCGUCUUCGUGCUCACUGCUCCCAGAAAUCCGAGGGAAAAUGGGCAGAAAAUUCUUCGUCGGCGGCAACUGGAAAUGUAACGGAACAACCGAGGAGGUGAAGAAAAUCAUCGCAGUAUUGAAUGGUGCUCAAGUUCCUUCAGGAGAUGUUGUAGAUGUUGUUGUGAGUCCACCUUUCGUGUUUCUUCCUCUGGUCCAGAGUUUGUUGCGAUCUGAUUUUCAUGUUGCAGCUCAGAACUGUUGGGUUCACAAGGGCGGUGCUUUUACUGGAGAAGUUAGUGCUGAGAUGCUUGCCAAUUUGGGAGUUCCAUGGGUGAUUAUUGGCCAUUCUGAAAGAAGACUUAUUUUGAACGAGUCGAGUGAGUUUAUUGGAGAUAAAGUUGCAUAUGCCCUUUCUCAAGGACUUAAAGUUAUUGCUUGUGUUGGAGAGACUCUUGAGCAAAGGGAAUCAGGAUCAACAAUUGAUGUUGUUUAUGCACAAACUAAGGCAAUUGCAGAUAAAAUCUCCAGCUGGGACAAUGUUGUUUUGGCAUACGAGCCGGUUUGGGCAAUUGGAACAGGCGAAGUUGCAACUCCUGCUCAGGCUCAGGAAGUUCAUCAUCAAUUAAGGAAAUGGCUUCACAGAAAUGUUAGUGCUGAAGUUGCUCAAUCUGUUAGAAUUAUAUAUGGAGGUUCUGUAAAUGGUUCAAACUGCAAAGAGUUGGCCGGACUACCUGAUUUGGACGGAUUUUUGGUCGGUGGAGCUUCACUAAAGCCGGAGUUCGUGGAUAUUAUCAACUCUUCGUUGUGAAGAAAACAGCUCAAACAUCUUGACAAGGGCGAGACAUAAAUAAUGGUUCUUCUAUUUUUGUUAAACUAAUUUGAGGUACUCACUAGUUAUGUAAGAGAAGCAUUGUUUGCUUGAGAAAUUUGAAGUUCCUGUUUGGAAAUUGAUUUCUUUUCAUGCUCUUGAAAUAAGGAAAUUUUGUUGUGGAUACUCAGAACACAUGAGUGAUAAUCCACAAUUUGAGAACAAUUUUUCAGAUCUAUAAAAAUGACCAGAUUCUUGAGGUUA
Cucumis sativus (cucumber) is the source of this 1115-nucleotide messenger RNA. RefSeq names its product triosephosphate isomerase, cytosolic. The record is from RefSeq and is a predicted model, not a curated record. Gene Ontology annotation, molecular function: triose-phosphate isomerase activity. NCBI's taxonomy places the organism in Eukaryota, Viridiplantae, Streptophyta, Magnoliopsida, Cucurbitales, Cucurbitaceae. Gene Ontology annotation, biological process: glycerol catabolic process; glycolytic process; gluconeogenesis. Gene Ontology annotation, cellular component: cytosol. Bases 102 to 851 code for a protein of 249 amino acids. The transcript has 9 exons.